Penaeus chinensis is the source of this 1392-nucleotide messenger RNA. RefSeq names its product arrestin homolog. Gene Ontology annotation, molecular function: G protein-coupled receptor binding. Lineage: Eukaryota; Metazoa; Arthropoda; Malacostraca; Decapoda; Penaeidae. Gene Ontology annotation, biological process: signal transduction; G protein-coupled receptor internalization. The coding region runs from base 9 to 1064 and encodes 351 amino acids. The transcript has 8 exons. The record is from RefSeq and is a predicted model, not a curated record. Gene Ontology annotation, cellular component: cytoplasm.
UUUGUGCAAUGGUGGUCAAACUUCAAGUGUUCAAGAAAGGUUCACCCAAUUCGAAGGUCACGCUUUUCCUGACUAAGCGGGACUACAUCGACCAUGUCACCCACGUCGAUCCCAUCGAGGGUGUGCUGGUGUUCGACCCGAGCUGCGUCCAGGAGCGCAACGUGUACGUGCAGAUCGCGCUCAGCUUCAGAUUCGGCCGAGAGGAUGACGAGUCGAUGGGCUAUAACUUCACCAAGACCAUGUACCUUCACACCACCCAACUAUAUCCACCUGUGAAGGAAUUUGUACCUUCAGAAAUUCAAAGGAAUUUGAUAUCGAAACUGGGCAACUUCGCGUUCCCUUUCCUCAUGGAGUUCCCCAAACUGUCGUCUCCGUCGUAUGUGAUGCAACAGGGAUGGGAGGAUGAGGGGUCCCUUAUGGGAGUGGAGUUUGAGGUCAUGGGAUACGUAGGCGCAACAGAGCAUGACAUGCCCAAGAGGAGCACUGCCCGCCUCCUGAUCCGCCGUCUGCAGGAGUGUCCCAAGCAAAUGUACGAGGCACCGGUGCCUCGCGGCAACAUAACGAAAAGCUUCCUUACAACGGCGGGCAAUGUCUCCAUUGAAGCAUCGUUGUCUAAGCCUGUUUACGAACCCGAGGAGGACAUUCCCGUUAAAAUUGCAAUUAGGAACGACACCAACAGGGAUAUUAAGAGGUUGAAGAUGAAAGUCGUACAGCUCAGCGAAGUCCCGAUGUUCAGUGAUCGCCAAACCCGUGACAAAACCAUCAUUAAGUACGACGACCCGAUCAACCUCGCUCCCGGGGCCUGCACCACACGCGGCGUCACACUCAUGUGCUGCGUGCCCUCCAGGACAGCAAGGGGCAAAGUGUUUCUCCAAGGGGGACUGAGAGCGGACUGUGAUGACGUCAUCGCCCCCACCACCAUCCUCAACCCCGAAGUCGACAAGAACGACGUGUUUGGGGUCUACGUGUCGUACGUGGUGCGGGUGAAGGCGUCCCUCGGCACCCUCAGAGGAGACUGCGUCCUCGACAUCCCCUUCGUGUUAGCGGUGCCGCAGGAGCGCUGAAAAACAGGCUCUCCAGACCGUGCUUUUUCCCGAUACUCAAGUUGCACUUCGUCAUACAAUUCAUUCAUAUGCAGAAUCACUGAGGAUCGAAACAGCGUUUUUUAGAAGCAUUUUACAUUUGUUUAUCAUCUGAUGGAUUUUUGUAUAUAGUGCGUAGUUUCAUGGUAUCACCGGAGAGACUUUGAUUACUUUAAAAGCAGGAAACCUUUAAACAUGAUUGAAAAUUAUAUUUGCACAUAUUCAUACAUAUAAAUAUACAUACAUGCACGCAUAUAUAUAUGUAUAUAUACACACACACACACACACACACUCACACACACACACACAC